Molecule: messenger RNA, 3205 nt
Organism: Cercocebus atys (sooty mangabey)
Lineage: Eukaryota; Metazoa; Chordata; Mammalia; Primates; Cercopithecidae
Gene: MAN1B1
Product: mannosidase, alpha, class 1B, member 1
Exons: 13
Coding region: 137-2080 (647 amino acids)
Biological process (GO): carbohydrate metabolic process; N-glycan processing
Cellular component (GO): endoplasmic reticulum; membrane
Molecular function (GO): mannosyl-oligosaccharide 1,2-alpha-mannosidase activity; calcium ion binding
Source: RefSeq, a predicted model, not a curated record
CUGACUCAGGCGUCGUAGAACGCAGUCCCGUACGCUGGAACGUGCGGAGACAGGCGCAGGCGCAGUGGUCGCAUAGAGACGUGGCGCAUGCGCAAUCGUGUAUCCGUGCGAUGGACGGGCUCUUGACGGCGGUGCAAUGGCUGCCUGCGAGGGCAGGAGAAGCGGAGCUCUCGGUUCCUCUCAGUCGGACUUCCUGACGCCGCCAGUGGGCGGGGCCCCUUGGGCUGUAGCCACCACCGUAGUCAUGUACCCACCGCCGCCGCCGCCGCCUCAUCGGGACUUCAUCUCGGUGACGCUGAGCUUUGGCGAGAGCUAUGACAACAGCAAGAGUUGGCGGCGGCGCUCGUGCUGGAGGAAAUGGAAGCAACUGUCAAGAUUGCAGCGGAAUAUGAUUCUCUUCCUCCUUGCCUUUCUGAUUUUCUGUGGACUCCUCUUCUACAUCAACUUGGCUGACCAUUGGAAAGCUCUGGCUUUCAGGCUAGAGGAAGAGCAGAAGAUGAGGCCAGAAAUCACUGGGUUGAAACCAGCAAAUCCACCUGUCUUACCAGCUCCUCAGAAGGCAGACACCGACCCUGAGGACUUCCCAGAGAUUUCAUCGCAGAAAUCACAAAGACGCGUCCAGCGGGGACCACCUCACCUGCAGAUUAGACCCCCCAGCCAAGACCUGAAGGAUGGGACGCAGGAGGAGGCCAUGAAAAGGGAAGAAGUCCCUGUGGGCCCCCGCCCGGAAGGAGACCCACAGCGGACGGUCAUCAGCUGGAGGGGAGCGGUGAUCGAGCCUGAGCGGGGCACCGAGCUCCCUUCAAGAAAAGCAGAAGUGCCCACCAAGCCUCCCCUGCCACCGGCCAGGACACAGGGCACCCCAGCGCAUCCAAACUAUCGCCAGAAGGGCGUGAUUGACGUCUUCCUGCACGCGUGGAAAGGAUACCGCAAGUUUGCGUGGGGCCACGACGAGCUGAAGCCUGUGUCCAGGUCCUUCAGCGAGUGGUUUGGCCUUGGUCUCACGCUGAUCGACGCACUGGACACCAUGUGGAUCUUGGGUCUGAGGAAAGAAUUUGAGGAAGCCAGGAAGUGGGUGUCGAAGAAGUUACACUUUGAAAAGGACGUGGACGUCAACCUGUUUGAGAGCACGAUCCGCAUCCUGGGGGGGCUGCUGAGUGCCUACCACCUGUCUGGGGACAGCCUCUUCCUGAGGAAAGCUGAGGAUUUUGGAAAUCGGCUAAUGCCUGCCUUCAGAACACCAUCCAAGAUUCCUUACUCAGAUGUGAACAUCGGCACUGGAGUCGCGCACCCGCCACGGUGGACCUCCGACAGCACGGUGGCCGAGGUGACCAGCAUUCAGCUGGAGUUCCGGGAGCUCUCCCGCCUCACAGGGGCUAAGAAGUUUCAGGAGGCCGUGGAGAAGGUGACGCAGCACAUCCACGGCCUGUCUGGGAAGAAGGAUGGGCUAGUGCCCAUGUUCAUCAACACCCACAGCGGCCUCUUCACCCACCUGGGCGUGUUCACACUGGGCGCCAGGGCCGACAGCUACUAUGAGUACCUGCUAAAGCAGUGGAUCCAGGGCGGGAAGCAGGAGACACAGUUGCUGGAAGACUACGUGGAAGCCAUUGAGGGGGUCCGGACACACCUGCUGCGGCACUCUGAGCCCAGUAAGCUCACCUUCGUGGGGGAACUUGCCCACGGCCGCUUCAGUGCCAAGAUGGACCACCUGGUGUGCUUCCUGCCAGGGACGCUGGCUCUGGGCGUCUACCACGGCCUGCCCGCCAGCCACAUGGAGCUGGCCCGGGAGCUCAUGGAGACUUGUUAUCAGAUGAACCGGCAGAUGGAGACGGGGCUGAGUCCUGAGAUCGUGCACUUCAACCUUUAUCCCCAGCCGGGCCGUCGGGACGUGGAGGUCAAGCCGGCAGACAGGCACAACCUGCUGCGGCCAGAGACCGUGGAGAGCCUGUUCUACCUGUACCGCGUCACAGGGGACCGCAAGUACCAGGACUGGGGCUGGGAGAUUCUGCAGAGCUUCAGCCGGUUCACGCGGGCCCCGUUUCAGGUCAUGCCCUCCACGUUGGAGCCAGAUGAGGCCUGAGUCACCUCCUGGCUCUGCUGUCACCUUGGUCGGAGGCCCCUGCUGCCUCAGCUCCCACCGUCUGCCCUGUGUCCUGUGAGGCAGCUGUGAGGCCCUGAGCACAGGUUCUGGGGGAGGCGGUGUCUGUCGCGGUCACUUGAGGGUUGUUGGCGUCUCCAGGUGGGCUCUGGUGGAACCACAGCUCGCCCGGGGGUGGCCACCGUCGAGGCACCCUCCACCCCGAGCCUGCGCUGGGGGCCGCGUUCACCGUGAGGUGGAGGGUGCUUCGGUGAUGAGGCUGAGGGGGUUGCGGGUUGCCCCCGUCUGGUGACGAGGCCCUGGCUAUGGCGCAGGUCCCCUCGGGCGGCUAUUCUUCCAUCAACAACGUCCAGGACCCUCAGAAGCCCGAGCCCAGGGACAAGAUGGAGAGCUUCUUCCUGGGGGAGACUCUCAAGUAUCUGUUCUUGCUCUUCUCUGACGACCCAACCCUGCUCAGCCUGGACGCCUACGUGUUCAACACCGAAGCCCACCCGCUGCCCAUCUGGACCCCUGCCUAGAGGGGGCGGCUGCUGGCGCGGGGACUUCGGGUGGGCGGAGGCGCCUGGCUGGGUCUGUGGCAUUUUCCAAAGGCCCACGUGCUGCCGGCAGCCACUGAGUGGCCCGGGCUCUGAGCUGGCUCUGGGCUCCCCUCGUCUCUCUUUCAUCAGGACACCGUGAGGCUGAGUGAGAGCCGCAGUCUUUGUGUGGGGCGGGGUGGGCCGGGCCCCUGCAGCCUCUGCCUGCCUCCUCCAGAAAACACGAAUCAUGACUCACGAUCACUGAAGCCUGAGCAGGUCUCUGUGGGCCGACCACAGUGGGCUUCGAGGUGGUCCCUGGUACUGUGGUGACCGAGUGGACAGCCCAGGGUGCAGCUCUGCCCAGGCUCGUGAAGCCUCAGAUGUCCCCAACCCAAGGGUCUGCAGGGGCUGCUGUGACCCCACAGGCCCGAGGCUCCAGGGCUGGCUCUGGUGUUUACAAGCUGGACUCAGGGAUCCUCCUGGCCGCCCCACAGCGGGCUUGGAGGGCUGGACGGCAAGCCCAUCUGGCUCACAGGCCCCUCCAGUGGAAUGGGUCUUUUCGGUGGAGAUAAAAGUUGAUUUGCUCUAA